Molecule: messenger RNA, 402 nt
Organism: Cryptomeria japonica (Japanese cedar)
Lineage: Eukaryota; Viridiplantae; Streptophyta; Pinopsida; Cupressales; Cupressaceae
Exons: 1
Coding region: 1-402 (133 amino acids)
Molecular function (GO): nucleic acid binding; RNA-DNA hybrid ribonuclease activity
Source: RefSeq, a predicted model, not a curated record
AUGGUUAGCCCCAAAACCCCAUUGGUACAAACUGAAUUUGAUGGGUUUGUCCAAAAUGUAUGCCAAGCUGGUGGUGAAAUCAUCCAUGACCACUUGGGGAAAACUGUGCCAGGUUACACGGGCAACCUAAAGAACCAUACUGUCACCCAAGCGAAGGUAAUGGCUCUCCUAUGGGGUUUGAGAUUUGCCACAUCCAUUGGCAUUAAACAACUGGAAAUUGAAGGUGACUCACAGAUCAUUAUGGAAAUGGUGAGUGGUAGAUAUACUGCUGGGUGGAAAGUGGAUUCCAUUUUGAGGGAUUUCAUGAUGCUUCUAGCUAACCUUGAUGGCUUCACCAUCCAACAUAUCUUUAAAGAAGGGAAUGCGGCUACAGAUUCAAUGGUGGUGGUGGGAAUGCUAUAG